Molecule: messenger RNA, 1205 nt
Organism: Triticum aestivum (bread wheat)
Lineage: Eukaryota; Viridiplantae; Streptophyta; Magnoliopsida; Poales; Poaceae
Exons: 2
Coding region: 1-1140 (379 amino acids)
Molecular function (GO): protein binding
Source: RefSeq, a predicted model, not a curated record
AUGGUGGCUGCGGUAUCCAAGGUGCUCGACGACGACGACCUCCUCGUUGAGAUCCUCCUCCGUGUCGCGUUCCCCACCACGCUCGUCCAUGCCGCACUCGUCUGCAGGCGCUGGUUCCACCACGCCUCCGACCGCCGGUUCCUCCGCCGCUUCCGCAAGAUCCACCCGCCCCGCCUCCUCGGCUUCUACGCUUUUUUCGAGCGUGCACGCUUCAUCCCGAUGCAGCCUCAACCCCCGGAGCUUGCCGUCGUCGUCCGCCACCUUGCGAGCUGCAGGUUUGCCUACUACAUCAACAUUGAGGACUGCCGCAACGGCAAUGUCUUAACAAGCGGCCGGCAAGAAGGAGUAUGGACGCAUCAAGUCUACCACCUGUUGUGCCCUGAGAGAGAUAUGCCCAUCAUCCCACCACUCCCUUGUGCCGAGAUCGGAAUUUACCACAUUCUCGCUGAAAUCCUCUCCAAAGAAGAAGGCGAUGGCCUUGGUCUGUCCUAUUUUUAUUUGUUGGUGGAGCUUGCCAAGGAGGCAAAUAAGGUCAUGGUGCGCGUAUAUAUGUUGCAAGAUGGUGCCUGGUGCAUGCUUACCUUGGCCACAAGCCAGCUCCAUUAUCCGCAGCCAAGGCCAAAGCCUGUGCUCGUCCACAACAAAAUCUAUAUGGCGGCCGCUCAAAGUGACGACAUUAUUGUCUUGGAUUUGAUUGACUCAAGUUUCUCUACGAUUCACCUCCCACAAGGAGUGGAGUAUGCCUCUUCAGAAAUCAUGUUGUCACGGACCAAUGAUGCUUCUGGUGUAUAUCUCAUUCAUGUCCGUCCCAAGGAGUUUCAACUUUGUGUAUGGCUCCACAAGGGGGGCAACUGGAUGCUGGUAGAUACCAUCUAUUUGCAUGAGAUGCAUGCUAUUUUGGGGAAGAAAGAUCACCCGUAUGUGCGUAUAGGGAAGGUGGGAGACGAUGCUCAGUUUGUAUUUUUAGAGGUUUCUCGAUACAUAUUCUACUUGGAUAUCAAGUGCAGGACACUGCGUAAAGUAUAUGAGGAGACAGAUGAUGAUCGAUGUUAUGGCGGCGUCCAUCCUUUUAUGAUGAUUUGGCCUCCCACAUUCCCUGCCCUCAAGGAUGAUCCUGAAAGGAACAGGAGUGCCAUAUGAAGAACAAUUAUAUCAAGAAGCUUUUGGACAGGGCCUCCUCAAGGAAUAAAUAGCAGAGAUCUGCA